AACCCAACCUCCCGGAAACCUCCUGUUGCGCAUGCGCGCGGCGGCAGCCCCGGGACGGCCGCGGGUUCGAUGUCGGCGUCGGCUCCGGAUCACGACGAGCAGCUGCUCCGGGACUGGGAGAGCCAGCAGGUGGAACUAAAGAAGCACGCGAUUGACUACAACACCGAGGACUGGCAGAGCAACAAAGGCUUCGAAGGGUUAGAGCGUGUCGGAGGAGUGGAUCUAUCUUUCAUCAAGGAAGAUGAAGUUAAUGCUUGUGCUUCAUUGGUGGUUCUCAGUUAUCCUGAUCUCAAGGUAGUCUAUGAAGAGUGCCAGAUGGUUUGUCUGACUGCCCCUUAUAUCCCUGGCUUUUUGGCUUUUCGGGAGACACCUUUCUUGGAAGAAGCUGUGAAAAGACUGCAGCGUAAAGAUCCAAGCCUUCUCCCUCAGGUCAUUUUUGCAGAUGGAAAUGGAAUAUUACAUCACAGAGAAUUUGGUGUUGCCUGUCAUUUGGGUGUCCUGGUAGACUUGCCCUGUAUUGGGGUUGCUAAAAACCUCCUGCAUGUGGACGGCUUGGAAGAAAAGGAUCUGCUGAAAGAAAAGAUCAAAGAUCUUCAUGAAAGAGGAAACACUUUUGCACUAACCGGAAGGACUGGGAAGGUUUUGGGUAUGGCUCUUAAAAGCUGUGAGAAAAGCACAAAACCAAUUUACGUAUCUGUGGGCCACAGGAUUAAUCUGGACACUGCCACACGCCUGACUCAUUCCUGCUGCAAAUACAGAGUGCCAGAACCAAUUCGACAGGCUGACAUAAGGUCCAGAGAAUAUAUCCGCAAAAAUGUUAACGCAUCCUGACAGUCGGAUACACAGUGGUCAGACGUUAAUCUUGCAAGCCCAGGAAGAAAGGACCUUCCACCAAAACAGCUGCCGCUUCUACCUCUGGAACUGCUUGCUUGGAAUAUUCAAAGGGGAGAAAAAGGCCAUUAAUUUUCCAGUAAUGAUGUUUGUCCUCAGACUCUAAACAUGCUUGCCUGGGUCAUAAGUUGUCCAGACCAAGGAUCACAGAUUAUACUUCAAAUUCUUUACCCAGCACUACCCACCACAGUGUUAGAUGUGUGUACAACGAAUAUUGGACUAACCAUGCGGCUGUUUAACUGUUUAAACAUUAUUACCUGGUCAAAAUGGUCUUCUAUUUUCAACACAGAUUGGUAAUAUUCUUAAUUUUCUUGUUUUGAAAUGUAAUGGAGAAUGUAUAUUUUCAUACAAUCUUUCUAAGUGCAUAUUUGAAUUGGGGUGGAUGGUCAAGAAUGCUACUGGUGAGACUGCAGAAAAGGAUUGGGGAAGUAACACUGAGAUUUCCAGAGAUGGCUUUAUAGAUUAGUGGACAGUGCUUAUGGGGCCAAAUGCCUUAUUCCCACUCUUAAUAUGUACAGCAGGUGAUUAAAGUUGAAUAAACAGCCCUUUCCCAAAACUGAACCAAAUAACUCCCAAGGUCUAUAAAUAUGUAAUGUAGAUCAACAUCUCUAAAAAUAGGAAUAGAGGACAUUUAAUACAAAUCCAUGAAAUGUUUUUGCUGAAACAAUGUUAAUUGUAAGAGUUAAUGUGCAGUGUCAAGUUCAAGUUUAAGUUUAUUGACCUUCAGCCGUAUACAUGAAUGAGGGCCUCCAUCAGUCAGAGUUGACUGUAGAUAUUGCGUCCGAACUAUCUAGAUAUGCAAGCCUGGGCAGCACGAUAUGGAGAGCAAGCUGUUGUCCAUGAAAUAGUCUCCCCCUCUCCAUGCAUCUAAUGAUCCCAAAGGAAUGACAGAGACCGAUACAGUUUGGUACCAGCAGCAUCACAGGAGUUGCCAGUCAGCAUUGACCUCAACGUAGGACUGCCUAAGGGAAUCCAGCUCCAGAUUUUUCCCUUGGGGUUUAUUUCCGACGCCUUCCCCAUGAAUGAAUGUGAGAUAGCGGAGGUUUGAGAUCAGAGUUUUCCUUCUCCUAGAUGAGUUUCCAACCAUGGCUGAUGAGCCCUAUCUGCCUGAAUUGAAAUGGUUCUGCUGGGCUUAGUAGCUAAGCCACACGUGAAGGCCAGGAGCUGGACUUGGUUGUCAGAGGCUAUUUGAGAUGCACACCACUGGGAGUAUUUAAUAGUUAGAGGGAGUUUAUCCCUGCUACCACUCCCAGCUAUAACAACCUUAAAGAACCAUCUUAACUUUUGGAAUACAGCCAGAUAAAUCUACAGAAUUACAUAAUUACAGUAGUAGUACAUCCCAACCAGUAGAAUCCCUUUGAAUAUACAAUACUAGUGUCUGUUCCAAAAGCUUCUGAGUACAAACUCCAGAUCCACAAAAAUAGCCCUUUUUUAAAUGUUGAAGGAUGUUUCAUGAUGUGCAACUAACCAAAAGGUUGAGUGAUAAAAUAUACCUGUCCUGAACUGUUACUGAAAUACACCAUAAGCAUGUGCUAAUUAUAACCACAAGAGAUUCUGCAGAUGCUGUAAAUCCAGAGUAACACACACAAAAUACUGGAGGAACUCAGCAGGUCUGGCAGCAUCUGUGGAAGUGGAUAAAACAGUCAACCUUUCAGGCUGAGUCCUUUCAUUGUGAAUUCAGAUGAACAGUCUCAUCCGGAAACGUCAACUGUUUAUUCCUCUCCAUAGAUGCUGCCUGACCUGCUGUGUUCCUCCAGCAUUUUGAGUGUGUUAAGCUGGAUUUGUUGUUUGCCACAGUAGUCCAUAAAAUAUAAAUUAAAUUACAAUAAAACAGAUACAAGCACAUAUAUUCUCCUAUAAUAAAAUAUACUAUAAAUUACAAUAAGAAAUAUAUAUAUAUAAUAAAUAAGUAGUGUAAAAAGAGAGCGAAAAUAUUGAAGUACUUUUCAUGGGUUGGUUCAAUGUCUGUUCAGAAAUCUGAUGGCAGAGAAAAGAAUGUGUUCCUAAAACACUGAGUGUUUUUUUCUUCAGGCUCCUGUUCCUCUUUGCUGAUGCUAGUAAUGAGCUGGUAAGAGUAAGCCUUCGAGUAUCAGAUCGAAGUUAAAUUGUGUACAAGUUUUUUUUUCCUGAAGACUGGUCCUCGUCUUAGUUCAUCCAUAAUUAUGCUAUCCAGGACUACUCACCCUCCAAAUAAUAAUCCCUAACACAUUUCUCAGCAGCAGUUGAUUUAAUCAUGAGCUCUGUCCAUGGAACAUUGACGAUCAGAGCCAGCAAAGCACAUUACUACUGGUGAAGAGAAAAUAACCAAAGCAAAAUUCAUGGCCCCGAGCAGCUCCCUGGCCAUCACUGCUUUAGAUACAGAUUUAUGGUUGCUAUAAUAUUCUGAGGGGAUCAAAUUAUUUCAGGGCUUAAAUACCGGUUAGAAAUUCAGCUACUUAUAUUAUGCAAACUCCACAAUUAGUUUAUCACUUUGUAAUUUUCCACAUUCUCUAUUUAAUGUAGUUUUCAGAAAUAAAAGAUGUUUAUGUGUAAUAAGAUGCAUAUUAUUUACACUAAAAAGGCAAACCCCACCAGCAAUUUAAUAAUUUAACAAAACAGACCAUAAAUUCACCUGGGAAAGCAGGAAUUGCUGCAGCAUUAUAAAGUAGGUUUUCUGGGAUUAGGGGCUAUAAUUUACUGCUAAUCAUUUCAUUAGAGAUACAAUGCUGAUUAGGCUCUUCUGGCCCAGCAACUCCUAGCCUUAUCAUGAGACAACUUACAAUGACCAUUUAACCUUCUAACAGGUACUGCAUGACUGGACUAUUUUGGACUGUGGGAAGAAACUGGAGGACCUGGAAAAAGCCCAUACAUUCCACAGGGAGGACAUGCAUGCUCCUUACAGAUGGGGUCAAAAUUGAACUCUGAGCUGUAAUGGUGUCAUGCUAACUACUACACCAUCUUGGAGCUGAAUAUUUCACUGGAAUUCACUAAAUUUUACAACUUAUUCCUAACUUUUGCUUAUGUUCUCAAAAUAAACUUGCUCACUAUAAUUUUAAGAAGGGAUUUGUAACUUGAAGAAAAGCAUUGACCUUAUUUGGUGAAGACCAAUCACUUUACCUAUUUUUAAAUCUCCCUGUUAUUAAUUAGUACCCUCACAGUAGGAGUCUUCAGUAAUUAAAUUCAUUACAUUUAACAGAUUCUUUCUGUGUGAUCAUUUGCAGAAUUUCUAAUCCAAGCGGUUUUUUAGAUAGGAAAGCAUUCGCAGCAGCCUAUUUUUCUGCAAAUUUUGUGAUACAAGCUAAAUCUUCAGACACAAUGCAAUUAAAACUGCCCUACAUUUAAAUGAACUGAUGAAUUUUACUUCAAAUCUUUUGGGCUGAUACUGUGAAGUAGGUCAUAAAUUAACAAUACUGAGUUAAUUAUAAAGCAUCAUACACAGUGUUUGUUUAAUGGUGCACUGAACUGUUUUGUGACAAAAGCACACUUAAGACCAUAGGUUGGUCUUAUUGACCACUGGUUCAUUAAGGUAGUUAUAGCCGUGGGAAGGGGUGGUAAUGGCAAUAGCCUCCCACUAUCAAUGAAAUGCUCCCAAUAGCCUCUGACUAUUUGAGAGGCUAUGUCCAGCCUCUGGCCUUCUCAUGUGGCUUAGCCACUAAGCCCAGUGAACUGUUUCUACUGACAGGAGAAGGGGCAAAAGUGGGUUACUGGCACCUUAAAACCAGCCUGAUGGGGCUCCUUAGCCAUGGUCAGCAGCUCACCUAGGAGAAGGGUAACUCUGAUCUUAAAUCUCCCCUGCCUUGCGGCUACACAGGGAAGACUUCGAGUGAAACCAAAAGGGAAAAAAAAUCCAGAGCUGGAGUCCCUAAGGUUGAGUUCAACGCUGUCUGGCAACUCCUGUGACGCUGCUGGUGCCAAACUUCUAUCGGUCUCUGCCGUUCCUUUGGAUUCAUCAGCUGCAUGGAGAAGGGGAGCCUCCUGCAUGGGCAGCAGCUUUCAUACUGCCCUGGCUUGCAUAUCGCGUAGGAAGCUGAGAUGCAACAUCCAUGCUCGACCCCAACCAAUGGAGGGCAUCAAGAAGACCAUGGGAAAUAGGUACAGGUUUAGGUCAUUCAGCCAUCAUCACGGCUGAUCUAUUAUCCUUCUCAGCCCCUUUCUUCUGCCUUCUCCCUGUAAUCUCUAACACCCUUACUUAUCAAGACCCUAUCAUCCUCUGCUUUAAGUAUACCCAUUGACUUCACUUCCACAGCUGUCUGGAAAUGAAUUCCACAGAUUCACCACUCUCUGGCUAAAGAAAUUCCUUCUCAGCUCUGUUCUAAAGGCAAACCCCCACCGGCACAUUAAUAAUUUAGCAACACAGAUCAUAAAUUCACUCGGGAAAGCGGGAAUUGCUGCAGUUGGUUGCUAAAGUAGGUUUUGUGGGAUUGGAGGCUUUAACUUACUGCUAAUCAUUUUAUUUAGAGAUACAGCGUGGAAGUGGCCUUUCCAGCCCUCUGAGCUGCAUCGCCCAGUAAUCCCAAUUUAGCCUAAUUACAAUGACAAAAUAACCUACUAACCCACACAUUCCGUGGGCAGAACAUACAGACCCCUUACUGGUGUCAUCAGAAUUGAACUCUGAACUCCCAAUGCCCCAAGCUGGAAAAGUGUCAUGCCAGCCAUUGCACUAUUGUGGCACUGAAUAGUUUACUGGAAUUCAAUAAAUUUUGCACUUUAUUCCUAACAUUUGCUUAAGUUCUUAAGAUAAACUUGCUCACUAUAAUUUUUAGAAGGGAUUGUAAAUUUGAAGGAAAGUAUUGACCUCAUUUGAUGAAAACUAGUCACUCUUCCUGUUUUUAAUCUCCCUGUUAUUAAUUAGUACCCUCACAGUUGGAGUCUUCAGUAACUGUAUUCAUUUCAUUUAACAGAUUCUUUUAGUGUGAUCACUUGCUGAAUUUGUAUUCUAAGGCUGCGUUCUCUGGUCCUAGAGACCCCACUAUUGGAUACAUCCUUUCCACAUCCACUCUAUCUAGGCCUUUCAACGUUCAAGGUGCCUUUCAAUAUUCAUCUCAUAUAAUGGGCUCUCCUUCCCUAUUAAGGAUGAAAUGAUUUUCUAAUUGCUUAAAUGUGUUAAAGAGAUGAGAGGCCUUUUAAGAGUUUGUGGUUUGUCAGGAGGUUGAUUCAUGUUUGAGGAAAUGUCUCCCCCUAUAACGUUGACCAUUUAUUCCCUUCCAUAGAUGCUGUGUGACCCAUUGCAUUCCACCAGCAUUUUGUGUGAGUUAUUCUGGAUUUCCAGCAUCUGCAGAAUUUCUAAUGUUUAUGGCCUGCAUUUUUUUUUUAAAUUUUCAGACCUGGCAUGAAGCUAGGACCAUCCCCAAUGGAAUCUUUCAAACACUCAAUGCCUUAUCUAGUCGAAUUGCUGUGAAAACAGCUGAUUAACUGGGUGGCUUUAUAGCGUUAAAGUAAGACAACACCUCUGUACUCUGGAUGCUAAAAUAGUGUACUUGUAAUCUAGAUGCCUUGGCAAAUGAACUGGAAGUGAGUUCAAAUUCCAAAUAGGAUGAGAGGGAAGAUAAAUCAGCCAUUAUCAAAUGGUGGAGAAGACUUGAUGGGCUGAAUGGACUAAUCCUGCUCCUGAAAAAAAGUCCCAUCACUUCAGGUGGGACAUUUAAAUUCAGUUAAUUAAAUAAGGUUUGGAAUUAAAAUCUGGUGUGCAUUGUAAAUCCCACUUGAUUCACUGAUCACCAGCUCACACUGACUUGGAACUAUGUACUUGUUUCUCAGGCAUCCUUGACCAGUUAGGAGCCAACAUUAAAUACCCAAUGCAUUUUUGUUUAGAAACAUUGCCUUACAUGAAUGUGAAAUUUGGGGUUUAAACACACCUCCUUCCGGAAAUAAGGAUAUCUGGCAGCUCAGUGUCUGAGAUUCCACCUUGCAAUGAGCUGACAGUCGGUGCAGGAUGGAAGCGUUGCUGUUUUGUGCUUGGUAAGUGUUGGAUAUCGAGUAACAGAUCAGGAAGGAGCCCCUGCCAUGUGCUGUAAGGAUACCAGAGGCUUUUUCUGCAGAAACCAAUUUAGCCAAGAUAGCGCUAGUGAACCACAGCAACGUGUUGCAGGCUACUUACAAAACUUCCAAAUUAAAGGAAUCUCAGGGUUGUUUAUGGUGAGAUAUAUGUUGAAAAUAAAUUGACUUUGAACUUUGAACUGCAAUCAUGUUGAAAUCCAAAACUCGUUAACUCAUAAUGGAACAUUAUUACAACAUAAUGCACUCUUCCUGCUACUACCAUCAGGCAGUAGGUACAGGAGCUUUUGGUCUCACACCACCAGGUUUCAGAACAGUUAUUACUCUUCAACUGUCAGGCUCCUGAGUCCAGCAGAGAUAACUUCACUCAAUUCAACUCUUUACUGAUUCUAGAGUGGACAUACUCACUUUCAGGGACUCAACAACUCAUGUUCUCAGUAUUUUUUACUUGCACAAAAUGUCUUUGUUUGUCAGUCCCUGUUUACACAAUUGCAGGGUGCCACAGUAAUGCAGUGGUUAGCAUGAAGCUAUUACAGCUUGGGGCCUCAGAGAUCAUUUCCAAAGAUCUCUGCAAGAAGUUUGUACAUCUCUCUCCUGAGCACAUGGGUUUCUAGUUUCGUCCCACAGUCCAAAGACAUGCUGAUUAGUAGGUUAAUUGGUCACUGUAAAUUGUCCUGUGAUUAGGCUAGUGUUAAAUAGGUCGGUUGCUGGGUGGCUUGGCUCUUUGGGCCUGAAAGCCAGUUUUGCACUGUAUCUCUGAAUAAAUAAUUGUAUAAGUAGUUUUCAUAAAUUUUAUUUUAUUUCUUUAUUUUCCUGUAAAUGUUAGCAAGAAAAUAAAUCUUAAGAUAGUAUGUGGCAACAUAUACAUACUUUGAUGAUAAAUUUACUCUGAGUUGACUUUAAACACACCGGAGUGAGGCAGUAAUACUUCACACCCCUUUGGAAUGAGGCAUGACUAAUUAAUCAGAAAUAUUGAUAUGAGAAAUAUAUCUGCUAAUUAAUAUAGCUUUGCAUACUGCAGAGUCAUUUUAUUCCCUUUCUUGAGAUUGCUGCUCUAAUUAUUUGCAUG
Hypanus sabinus (Atlantic stingray) is the source of this 7933-nucleotide messenger RNA. Its product is annotated as endonuclease V-like. Gene Ontology annotation, cellular component: nucleolus; cytoplasm. The coding region runs from base 70 to 831 and encodes 253 amino acids. The record is from RefSeq and is a predicted model, not a curated record. Gene Ontology annotation, biological process: DNA repair. Gene Ontology annotation, molecular function: single-stranded RNA binding; RNA endonuclease activity producing 5'-phosphomonoesters, hydrolytic mechanism. NCBI's taxonomy places the organism in Eukaryota, Metazoa, Chordata, Chondrichthyes, Myliobatiformes, Dasyatidae. The transcript is spliced from 9 exons.